AUGGCGAAGAGGUUGAGAGGUGAUCGAGGCAUUCCGCAGAAGUUCUCCUGCUUUACUACCCCAAUCAUCCACCCAGUUAGGAGCCAGAUGGCACUUCUGGCCAAUCAAAUUGUGGAUGCAAGAAUACUCAGCAGUAUGAACGGGAGAGUGGAGCUUUCUCAGUUCCUGAGAAUCACCAAUCAAAGCGUUGUCUCGCAGGUAACUUCUGCUCAGGAUGACAACCGCAAGAAUAGGAAGUAUCCCUGCCCAUUGUGUGGGAAGCGCUUCCGCUUCAACAGCAUCCUCUCCCUUCACAUGCGGACUCACACCGGGGAGAAGCCUUUCAAGUGCCCAUACUGCGACCAUAGGGCCGCGCAGAAGGGCAACCUGAAGAUACACCUCCGUACACACAAGCAAGGCAUUCUGGGUAAAGGCCGUGGUAGGAUCAGGGAGGAGAACAGGCUGCUUCAUGAGCUUGAGGAGAGGGCCAUACUCAGAGACAGGCAGAUGAGAGCUGGUAACAUCAGCCAACAGCAAAUGCCAGCAUCCAAUACAAACCAGCUUCAAAAGGCUUUUCUGCAGACUGUCCCAACAGAGUCGCAGUUCUCAGACAUCUCUGGUGCAGCAGAUCUUCCACCACAUCCAUCUACAUCUCCUAUAGUGACGGCCAUCCCAGAUGAAAUCAUCCAGCCCCAAAGCGCUGGCUUCCGCUGCUCCUUUUGUAAAGGAAAGUUUAGGAAGCAGCAGGAGCUCGAGCGCCACAUCAGGAUCCUGCACAAACCCUAUAAAUGCACUCUGUGUGAGUUUGCUGCUGCACAGGAGGAGGAGCUCAUUGGCCAUGUUGAAAUGGCACACAUAACUGCUGAUUCUGGUCCAGGACAGAAACUGUCAAUGGGAGCCAGUGAUAAUAGGAAGCCCGCUGGUGAAUUCCCUUGUGAGGUGUGCGGUCAGACCUUCAGCCAGGCCUGGUUCCUGAAGGGUCACAUGAGAAAACACAAGGACUCUUUUGAGCAUUGCUGUCAGAUCUGUGGCCGUCGCUUCAAGGAACCCUGGUUUCUCAAGAACCAUAUGAAAGUCCACCUCAACAAGCUGGCUGCCAAGAGUAACAUCCUCUCUGAUCACGACUCAUCUGUUACCACGAGUAAUCUGGACUACCCGAGCAACCUCUAUUCCCAAUACAUCUCCAGAAUCCACAACAGGUUCCAGGUGCCCGACCGAGCAGAUUUACCCGAUUAUAACCACAUGAUGGCCACAGCAGGAACUGACAUGAAGGUCAGAGAGGUUUUGGGGAGGAUGAUUUCUUCUGGUCCAGGUCCUCUGACAGAUUCAGAGAGUUCCUUAUUGGCCUUAAAUCAUCUCCACCCUCAACUGAGCUCCACUAGCAUGGAGUAUCUGCAGAAAGUAAUCUCAAACCAAGAUGCUCUCAACAACAGUGGCAGCUAUGCAGGUUGGCAAAUCAUCCCACCAGGGCUGCCUAUUGAUCAGCAAAUUUUCAGGCCGAAAGACCAGCAGCAGCAGUGCUCCACCUACUUGCCUGAGAGGGGGGUCCCUGUAGAUGAUGGGAAACUGUGUCUUGGUGACCCAGACACCAAGGCCAUCAGCAGACCUGGGAGCCCAGGCAGUGUGAGUCACCAUGGGCCAGCAGAGAUGAUCACAGAAGCAGAGAAUUCCAUCAACCACCAACAAGAAUCUUCCUCUACACCUAAAGGUGAAAACAUGUACAGGUGUCCAAUCUCCAGUGACUAUACAGCUGCACAGACAGCCUCUCGCAGCUUCCAUCUGGACCGCUACCACUUCCCCCACUGGCAGAACAACAGAGAUCUUUCCCCUCCUUUGCAGCCCAGUGGCAGCAGCAGCAGCUCCAGCCCCAACAGCAAGCACCGACCAAGAUCCAGAGAAGACUGCAGUCCAGGUGCAGGGCAGUACCUUGGUCUGGAGUGCCACACUGAGGAAGUUACUCUUGCCAACAAGCAGUCCAACCCCAAUGUCAAAGAUGUAGAAGCCUCUGUGUCUGAUAAAACCAGAAAGUCCCAGUAUGAGCCUUUGGAUUUGUCUGUCAGGCCAGAGUAUGUCCUAUCUCAACCAGCUAUGUCUUCUGCUGCACUGGUACAGAUGUCUGGCCUUUUUAAUAAUGGGCUCUCGUCCACUAUUAGCCGCCGGCUACAAAGUUACCCAAAUGCAGCAGCUGAACUCAGUAAGAAACCAGCAUAUCAGUGUGACCUUUUGGUGCAGGGAACAAAAGAAGACAUGAACUCACAUUCUGCAGGCUCCAUAGGUCACGGUGUUGAGGUUGCAUUUGAGACAUUUGAAAGAGAGGAUAAAAAUGAAGAUUCUGCAAAAUGGAAGAUGCUAAAAAAUGAUGUGCCUGAGUCAAAGGAGCUGGGACAGGCCAAAGUUGAUUUCGAGGGUCCUGGUGGAAAAAAUCAAACCAAGCUUGGUCAGUGGGGAAGAGGUGCGGCUGAAUCUCCCAUCUCAUCUUUUGAGAGUUUGACUCCAGGGCUGGCAGACUCACUCCUUCACCAGGGUGCCCUGCUCUCCUUCCUUAGAUCCCAGGGAAACCUGACUAACAGCCCACUUGUUAGUGCCCACAAAGCCAAUGUAAACAGUGGAGAUAAUGUCGACAAGGAAGCUGCAGUUCGGAAGCCAUUCCAGUGCAGGUACUGCCCCUAUAGUGCCUCCCAGAAAGGAAACCUGAAGACCCACGUCCUCUGUGUUCACCGCAAGCCCUUUGACAACAGCCUCUACCCCGACCGCCGUCUACGACGCUCGCACACACCCCAGGCACCCUCCAGAUUGUCUCUUGGUGCCAGAGGAGACGGUUCUGCGUCAGGCAGGGACCACAUCAGUUUGACAUCACUCUGUGGGACUUGAUGCUGCCAUAGCAACCGAAGAUACAGACAGAUAUGAUAACUGUUUUAGCCACACCUUGAAAGGGUUAAGAUGAUUGAGAUUGUUAUAAAAAAUGUUAAUGACCAACCUUGAUGUACAUUCCAGUGUUUACUUGAAGAGCCACAGUACGUAUUUAUCUGUAGCAAAAAAAGCUGCCUAUAAUAAUAAAGUCCAUUGUGAUGUGAAAGUGUA
Girardinichthys multiradiatus is the source of this 3060-nucleotide messenger RNA. RefSeq lists its product as uncharacterized. The coding region runs from base 1 to 2850 and encodes 949 amino acids. Gene Ontology annotation, biological process: regulation of DNA-templated transcription. NCBI's taxonomy places the organism in Eukaryota, Metazoa, Chordata, Actinopteri, Cyprinodontiformes, Goodeidae. Gene Ontology annotation, molecular function: DNA-binding transcription factor activity, RNA polymerase II-specific; RNA polymerase II cis-regulatory region sequence-specific DNA binding. Gene Ontology annotation, cellular component: nucleus. The record is from RefSeq and is a predicted model, not a curated record. The transcript has 4 exons.